Messenger RNA from Metopolophium dirhodum (rose-grain aphid), 816 nucleotides. Its product is annotated as gastrula zinc finger protein XlCGF71.1-like. NCBI's taxonomy places the organism in Eukaryota, Metazoa, Arthropoda, Insecta, Hemiptera, Aphididae. Gene Ontology annotation, molecular function: DNA-binding transcription factor activity; RNA polymerase II cis-regulatory region sequence-specific DNA binding. The record is from RefSeq and is a predicted model, not a curated record. Gene Ontology annotation, biological process: regulation of transcription by RNA polymerase II.
AUGGAAAAUAAACCUUACCCGUGCGAUGUAUGUGACAAAGCGUUUUCUUUAAAUGGUAGUUUAAAGGCACAUAGACGAACGCACACUGGCGAAAAACCGUACGCAUGCGAUGUAUGCGACAAGUCGUUCUCUGUAAGUAGCCAUUUGACGGCACAUCGACGCACGCACACUGGCGAAAAACCAUACGCAUGCGAUGUAUGUGACAAGUAUUUUGCUCAAAGUGGUCAAUUGACGGCACAUCAACGUACGCACACUGGCGAAAAACCGUACGCGUGCGAUGUAUGUGAGAAGACUUUCUCUGUAAGUAGCAGUUUAACGGCACAUCGACGCACGCACACUGGCGAAAAACUAUUCGCGUGCGAUGUAUGUGACAAGUAUUUCACUCAAAGUGGUCAAUUGACGGCACAUCGACGCACGCACACUGGCGAAAAACCGUAUGCCUGUGAUGUAUGCGACAAGUGGUUCACUGAAAGUGGCAGUUUGACAGCACAUCGACGCACGCACACUGGCGAAAAACCGUACGCAUGCGAUGUGUGCGACAAGUCGUUCUCUGUAAGUAGCACUUUGACAGCACAUCGACGAACACACACUGGCGAAAAACCAUACGCUUGCGAUGUAUGUGACAAAGCGUUUCCUUUAAACGGUAGUUUAAUAGCACACCGACGUACGCACACUAGUGAAAAACCGUACGCUUGCGAUGUAUGCAAUAAGUCGUUCUCAGUAAGUGGAAAUUUGACGGUACACAAGCGGAUGCACAAACAGAUAGGAUUGAUCAAAGAUGAAUUAUCCAAGUGUCAUAAUAUUAAAAUAAGAUAA